Molecule: messenger RNA, 873 nt
Organism: Calypte anna (Anna's hummingbird)
Lineage: Eukaryota; Metazoa; Chordata; Aves; Apodiformes; Trochilidae
Product: molybdopterin synthase sulfur carrier subunit-like
Exons: 7
Coding region: 97-357 (86 amino acids)
Biological process (GO): Mo-molybdopterin cofactor biosynthetic process
Cellular component (GO): cytosol
Source: RefSeq, a predicted model, not a curated record
GCCGCAGGGGGCGGUCCGGGCCCGGUGCUCCCGUCCGGGCGCAGGCGCCGCCGUGAUCCCAAGGUGGAGGGCUUUCCGCCCCGGGACGGCGGCUCCAUGCGCUGCCAGGUCUCGGUGCUCUAUUUCGCCAGGAGCGCGGAGUUAGCGGGGUUGCGCUGCGAGACCCUGUCGGUGCCACGGCAGAUCACCUCUCUGCAGCUCUGGGAGGAGAUCGUCAAGGUUCACCCAAGGCUUGCUGUCAUUCGGGAUCAAGUGGUUUUUGCUGUUCGGCAGGAGUACGUUCUUCUUGGAGAUCAGCUCCUGGUCCUGCAGCCCGGAGACGAGGUUGCUAUCAUCCCACCAAUUAGUGGAGGCUGAGUCUGCCCAAGCUCUUUGGUAGCAUUUUCUAGGGAGUUAUGGAUGAAAGCGAAGACAUGUCAAAAGAUUUUAUCAAGCUGAAGUCUGAAAAGCUCUCUGUAGAUGAAGUGUCGGAGCUGGUCAUUUCACCAUACUGUGGGGCAGUGUCUCUCUUCAUUGGUACUACGAGAAAUAAUUUUGAAGGUAAAAAAGUGAUUCACUUAGAAUAUGAAGCAUAUACUGCAAUGGCAGAGAAUGAAAUAAAGAAAAUCUGCAGAGAAGUUAGACAGAAAUGGCCAUCAGUCAAACAUAUUGCAGUGCACCAUAGACUUGGUGUGGUUCCAAUAACUGAAGCAAGUGUAAUUAUUGCAGUCUCCUCUCCACACAGAGCAGAAUCACUUGAAGCUGUAAUGUACUGCAUCAAUACCUUAAAAGCAUCUGUCCCAAUAUGGAAAAAGGAGAUUUAUGAGGAUGAAUAUUCUUGGAAAGAAAACAAGGAAUGCUUUUGGGCAAAUUCAGAAAAAUAACUGUACUCUU